Molecule: messenger RNA, 1237 nt
Organism: Scleropages formosus (Asian bonytongue)
Lineage: Eukaryota; Metazoa; Chordata; Actinopteri; Osteoglossiformes; Osteoglossidae
Gene: prr11
Product: proline rich 11
Exons: 10
Coding region: 69-1175 (368 amino acids)
Cellular component (GO): cytoplasm; nucleus
Source: RefSeq, a predicted model, not a curated record
UCGGAAAUUAUUGUUAAUAUUUUUUAACUCGACAUUGGCUCCAGAAAUGCAAGAUAUAAUGCAUUGGUAUGUGUUCAAUUGCAGAUGUAAAAGCGUGGCUCUACAAUUCAUCAGAUGUGGUUUCUCGUACCGUCACCGUCCUGAGAUCCAUAAUGCAACAUCAUAGGAAGAAGAAGGCGACCAGCAGGUCUUGGGCCCUCAGGAGUAGCAGGCAGAUUCGCUCACAAAGAUCACGCACGUCGUCAACCUUGAGCCCAAACAGCGCGAUUUCCCCAAUUUUUGAAGAGGAUGUCUGUGUGAAGGUACAGCGGCAGUGGACUCCAGCACUGGGCAUCAGACUGGCACUGAAGGCAGUGGGCAGCUUAUGCCAGGGCUGGAAAAGCACUUUUGCACAGGCAUGUGCUGGAUUCCUGAGUGCCGUGCUUUCUUGGCGGGAGCAGACACGUCAGAUGGACGUACUUCGGCAGCAGGUUGCGGAGUUGCAGGGAGAGAUGAACCUGCUGCGCUGCGCUCUGCAGGCCAACAGCAGGACAACUUCCUUGUGCUGCUGUCAGAAGCUGAGCUGCAACAGUCAAGUCCAGUUAUCUGCUCCUCUUGCAAAUGAUUGUGGAUCUACUGUGGAUCCCCUCCCAGUGUUUACACCUGUGGUACCACCCCUCCCACCUCCUCCACCACCGCCUCCACCUCCACCUGCCAUACCACAACAAAGACCUCUUCUGAUUGUUAAGAAGAGACCGGCUUCUCCAACCCUACAGAAGGAGAAGGGACAUCUAAUUGCAGUGACUGUCAGGGACCUCCAGACUGUGAAGCUGCGAAAAAUAACAGACCCCAUAGGCAAGCUGAACGUGUCUCCAAGUAAGAGUCGUGCUCCUCUGGUCACCGUAGAUGACCUACAGAAGGUUCGCCUUCGACGCUCCACCUCUGACCUUCCAUCCAAGCUGCACCUGAGCUUGGGCAGAACACCCAAAAAAAGUCCUAUGCGUUUGCGUAGCCAGCUGAAAAAAGUUCAGAUCGAAAGGAGUCCUGGGGGAACACCGCUAUUCAAUAAAGAGAACAAAGAGACUGGCACAGGCCUGACUCCAAUCAUGACUCAGGCCCUGCGGCGCAAAUUUCAGAACACUAUGGCAAGAAGUCCCUCACCAAAAUCCAACAGAAGCUUUGAUGAACACGACUGAUCUUAUUUCCUUUACUUCGGUUACAUUUUAAACAUAUUAAAAUAUGAUGCAUGUACCCUUGU